AUGAACAAAGAAGGAGAGAAGAAGACCCGCAGCCAGAAACCAGCCCGGACCCAGCAGCAUGUCCCGGUCCAGCAGGUCCACCAGAAGACCAAGUCUGUUAAAGAUUCCCAGAGCGGCUCCUCCGUCAAGGACACCCACCAGUUGACUGGCGCAGAGGAUCCCAGCCCAGCGGGACUGCAGAGGAGGCGAGCAGCCAAAGUGUCACCGGGUGGGGGCGGCUCGGAGGCCCAGAGGAGCCCCGCCGCGCGCAGGAAACUGUCGGACGCCAGCAUCGCCUCGGAGGACCUGAGCAAAGACUCCGGCUGUCCGUCCGGGAAACUCUCCUCCUCGGACAGCAGCUCGGAGAUCUCUGACUGCGCCUCGGAGGGCAGCAAGAGGGACUCCCCGAGCAGCGACUGCAGCUGGGUGGACGGCAGGGCGUACGAGGCCCCGAGCGCAGCUCCGUGCGUAAAACCAAGCGCGCCCUGCGCGCCGCAGCCAGCAGCCGCUGCUGGGGGCUUCGCUCUGAUCAACCCCCCCGGAGCCUUCAUGGAGCUCAUGAUGGAGGAGACGAGCCAGGAGCUGCUGAGAGAGGUGGAGGACCUGAGGUCAGAGAACGAGUACCUGAAGGACGAGGUGGAGGAGCUUCGCUGUGAGAUGCUGGAAAUGAGAGACAUGUUCCAGGAGGAGGAAGUGUACCAGCUGCAGGAGCUGCGGCUGCAGCUGGAGCAGGCCAAGAAGACCUGUCGCAUCCUGCAGUACCGACUCCGCAAGGCCGAGCGCCGCAGCAUCCGGGUGGCUCAGACUGGACAGGUGGACGGAGAGCUGGUCCGGAGCCUGGAGCACGACAUUAAGGUUGCAAAGAGUGUAUUCCUCCGCCUGUACAACGAGCUGCAGACGGUGCAGAAGAAGAACUCGCAGCUGGAGUGGGACAACGAGGCACUCAGGGAGAAGACUCAGGAGCUGGAGGUGGCCAAGGAGGUCUUACAGAGCGAGGUGGACAAAACCAGAGAGAGCUUGGUGAAGAAGAGAAGCAUGAGAUCAGCAGCCAGUAAAGCAGAGAAGAGGCUUUCUCAGCAGAUGGAGGAUGACAGCGCUGAUCUGAAGUGCCAACUCCACUUCGCCAAAGAAGAGCUGGCUCUCAUGUGCAAGAAGCUCACCAAGCUGGUGUCGGAGAGCGAGGCCACGCGCGACGAGCUGGCCAAGUACCAGUCCAAGUUUGGUGAUGUAGACGCUGCCCAGCAGCCUGAAGAUAGGCAAGGCUCCGCCCACUCCAGGGAGUCAGAGUUCAAAGGUCAUCUGAAACUGCUGGAAGAGGAGGCCAUGCUGCUGAGCCGGCGAAUCGUUGAGCUGGAGGUGGAGAAUCGCGGGCUGCGAGCAGAGAUGAGUGACCUCCGAGAGAAAUCAGGGGGAGGAGGAGGAGAGGAAGAUGUUCCAGAGGAACAUCUCCCCCUGACUGGAAGGAUGAAGGAUGGAGAGGGCAGCCUGGAAACCAGACCUGCGAUCUGCCUGCAGCAACAGACUGAAGAGUCCGGAAACAGAUCUUUGCUGUGCCACGAGUCACAGAUGGACCGGAUGAGCGUCAGAGAAGGUCCUGUGGGGGGCGAGCAGGACCCUUCAACUGCCAUUCAGCUCCUGAUGACCCCAUCCAGACUUGAACACAGCCCUCCUCCUUUCAGCUCUCCGACAGAAUUGAGCACAAAUGGUAAACCUCAGGGCUCUUUACUCGAGGCCCUGGACCUUCUGCAGGUCAUGCUGCUGGCUUUCAUUGGGAAGAGCUCUGUUGGGGAUGUUCCUCCUGAGGGACAGCACCACACCGGGCUCAGACUUUGCAGCUCCAAACAUAGCCGACUCAGGCGGCUGUUUUCUCCUCGUGGCUCUAAAAUUAAGAACUGGUGCUAUCUGAGCCAGGAAGCCGCCCAGCUGGACCCAGAAGACCCCUUUAAGACGUGGGACCAUCUAAUCAUGCCCCUCAGCUUCCCUCACCUUGACUUUGAGCAGAUGUCGAGGGAGAGGAGCCACACUGCCCCCGAGAAGUCGGACUUCAGAAUCUACUACAGCCCCCCAUCGGCCCGCAGGGUCCAGCUGGCUCAGCUGAAGCCAAGCUCCGUCACAGACACUGAGUCCGUGGACCCCCCCUCUCCUUGGUGGACACCCCCGACCUCCUUCUCUCAGCUCUGCCUCGGCUCCUCUGCUAACCUGAGCGAUGACAUGAAGGAAAUGAACGCCAGCUGGAGGCAGGCGGUUCACGGUGGCUCACAGGAGACGAGGGGGCGACCAGCGGGCCGCUGGGUGGAUGUCACCUGCUCAGGGACUCAAACCCACCUUAAGCUCCCGAUGGUGAGCGUUGGUCAGCAGACGGAGGGGAUUCAGGGCUCGGUCCUGGUGAGGAGCAGCCCCUCCCGAGUCCUCAGCUCCUCCCUGGUCUCUGCACGCUCUCGGCACAUCUCCGCCUCUCUGGAUGGGUUAGCGGGUCAGAUUGAGAGGCCCAGAACCUCCACUUCCUCCCCCAAACUGUACCGCAGGCACUCCUCCUCCAGCCUGACCUCCUCUUCACCUGCACUGAGAGACCGAGCACAGGGGAACUCGUCACAUCAGAGCUACUCUGGGCUAACGUGGACUCGACAAGCCAGUCCCAGAUCAGGUGCAGCUCAGACCCACAGCUCAGUGAGUGGAACUAAGUCAUCCAGCAGGUCUGCCGGCACCAACCGCUGCGGUCUGGUGACCGAGUUCCUGCGCAGGAUGAGCGGGAGGGCUGACAAAGCUGCUCCAGCAUCUGCGCAGAGGGCCAAGACCGGUCCAAAGAACCUGGAACGCGUCCCCGUGAGACCUCAGGUCCCUCAGCUGCACAGGAACGACAGCGUGACUCGGAUCGUCAACCAGAGGUUCAUGAAGCAGAGGGAGGAGACCGCCCGAGUCCCGAGAGAGGAGAAGAGGAGCAACGUGCCUCUCAGAGUCCGACACAGUCCGAGUCCCGUCGAAGCAGAGGAUGUAAACUUGGGAGGCGGCUCCAGCUCCACGCUGACCUUCUGCUUCUCUCGACGUUCCAAUCAGAGACAAGCGACUAACCUGGGAACGCUCCACCGACACAGGAACAUAAGCGCCGACUCCACCUGUGGCUGA
Molecule: messenger RNA, 3102 nt
Organism: Nematolebias whitei (Rio pearlfish)
Lineage: Eukaryota; Metazoa; Chordata; Actinopteri; Cyprinodontiformes; Rivulidae
Product: protein SOGA1
Exons: 9
Coding region: 1-3102 (1033 amino acids)
Biological process (GO): regulation of autophagy
Source: RefSeq, a predicted model, not a curated record